CUGCAUCUUCCGGUUAAGUACAAAUUAUGCAGCGCUUCAGUUGUUAUUCACUUCAGCGUGCCUGAACAGAGAGGUGGCGCCAUGUUGAGCCCACAGAAGGAGGGCAUGCCCAGCAUGAUCGACAGCGCCCUGAGGAUGAGGAGAGAGGAGCAGGCUCGACAGGUGGUCCUCGCCUGGGCUGUGCUUAACGUGUCUCUGGCUGGGAUGAUCUACACUGAGAUGUCAGGGAAAUUGCUAAGCCGAUACUAUAACGUCACCUACUGGCCCAUUUGGUACAUUGAACUGGUGCUUGCCUCCCUCUUUAGCCUCAAUGCUCUUUUUGAUUUCUGGAAAUAUUUCAAAUACACCAUGGCUCCAUCCACCAUUGCUGUGUCCCCCCAUCAGCAUCGUCUCCUGGGCCUGAGGAACACAAGUAUUCAGGCCUCACCGCUACAGAAGCCAGAAAAAAAGGAGACCCCGGCUCCAGACCAGUCAUCUCCCCUGCAGGGGCAGAGCGUGCUGAGUUUCAGCCCCUCCCGCCCAGCCACCACCAGCCCCAAGUUCUCCCCCAGUUGUGUAACUGGGUACAGCCCGGCCCAUGGCAGUCCGUCCACCCCAAACAGCGCAGGAGGACCCUUUUCCUCCUCUGUGGCCUUUGGAAAGGUGUUGAACUACAGCCCCUCCCCUGGUUCCUCUCCCUACCCCAGCAGCAUUGGUCCAGCAGAGGGCUCCAGCCUGAGGGCUCGAUACCGCACUUCACCCUCAGUGUUUAACUCCCCAGGCAGCAAGGAGGACUACAUGGAGGAUCUGAAAAGUCUGGAGAGGUUCCUCCGCAUAGAAGAGGAGAAGGGUCACCGCAGCCAACUAGGAAGUCCAGAGGCUGUGUCUCCAAACCACAGUCCAACAUUUUGGAACUACAACCGCUCUGUGGGGGAUUAUGCUCAGAGUCUGAGGAAAUUCCUGUACCAGCCAGCCUGCCGCUCUCUGGCCCCGUCCGCCCACAAGGAUGAGACAGACCUGGGCUCCAAACAGGCUGCAGAGGAGGUGUGGGCCAGAAUCACAACCAGUCGCCCGGUAGUGGACCGCAUCGACAGCUGGACAGCCAAGCUUAGGAAUUGGAUAAGUGACACAAUCUUGGUCCCUCUGGUGAAGGAAAUAGACUCUGUGAACAGCCAGCUCAGGAGGAUCGGCUGCCCUGAGCUCCAGAUAGGAGAGGCCAGUAUAAGCAGCCUGAAACAGGCAGCGUUGAUGAAAGCCUCAUCCAUCCCCACCAUGAACUCUAUGGUCCAGUACCUGGAUAUCACACCCAACCAGGAAUAUCUCAUGGAACAGAUAAAAGAGCUGGCUCACAGCGGCUGCAUGAGCUCCUUCCGUUGGAACAGGGGUGGAGAUCUGAAGAACAGGAAGUGGGACACAGACCUCCCCACUGACUGUGCUAUCCUCAUGCACAUGUUCUGCACAUACCUUGACUCCAGACUACCCCCUCAUCCAAAGUAUCCAGACGGGAAGACGUUCACUUCACAGCACUUCAGCCACACCCCAGACAAACCUGAUGUAACCAAAGAGAACCUCUUCUGCGUUCACCAAAGCAGCACCACUCCUCCUCACUACCAGCUCAUCUACCAGGGACACAUCUACAGUCUACCCAAGGGCCGGAACAACCUGUUCCAUACGAUCCUCAUGUUUCUCUAUGUCAUCAAGGCCAAGGAGUCAGGGAUGCUGGGGAGAGUAAAUCUUGGCCUCUCUGGUGUGAACAUCCUGUGGAUAUUUGAAGACUGAUGCAUUGUAAUUUACAAGCAACAAAGGAAAAAUGCAAUUGGGUGUUAUUUUUUCUUCUCUGUGCUGCCGACACUGGUUGGAAUAUCCACCUUAACAGAAGGACUGCUCUUUAAGGGACACAUCGGGAUGGAAAAAGUGCUUCUCUUUCACAAUAAAUGCAUAUUUUUGGACAGUUUCACAAUUUAUAUCUACACAUUGGUAGCAUGAUGUAUUUCCAUUGAUGCAAUGCUGUAACACCACAGUGUGCUUAUGAUACAAUAGAUAGUUGCAUUUUUAACAUUGAUUGGUUUUCUGAUUUUGUUUAUUUGAGAAUGCACCAGCAUUGUAGCCUUGUAAAAAUAUACCUCAUAACAGGUGGAUUGCAAAGGGUUAAGGCUUGAAUGUAAAUACAGUGAGUUUGGACUUAGUUCUUCAGCAUCAGUAUCAUUUUGCAGCUUUUUCUUGUUUGUUUAUUUUCUCAUCUGUUGUAGAAUUAAUGACUGCAGUAAUGGACAUACCCCCGACAUGUGCUUGAAGUUACUUGUAAAAAAUGGACCUGUGCAAAAUGCAACAACACUCCAAUGAUGUAAUUAUUGGAGUUUUGCUUGCUCACAAAUUUUAGUCCGGGCACAUCAUUAUGUUCAGUGUUCAUUUUAGUUGUGACGGAGAACAAAUGAAAGGUCUCUGGAUGCAUGUCCUCUACAAAGGAGCUGUGAUGCCAUUUAUCCUGACCUGUCAUCAGCCGUUCAUUAAAUUUAAUACUUUUACAUGUUUGCUUGAUUUCAAUUAUGCUAUUUUACAACCGUCACCUGAGACAAAAAAAUCUAAUUUUUGAUACAUAAAAAGAGCUUGGAUUUAGUUUUUUUUACCACUGCUCAAUGCAGUUUUCUGACCAUCAUGGGCAUCCACUUGGUGUCAGUGUAAUCCCUUUUUACUUUUUUACAUAAUAUGACCUUAAUCCUGUUCCCAUUUUCUCUAAUGUCACUGCACAUCCCCUGCACUGUAAUUUUAUGAUGCUGUGUUGUGCCAGUGACGUACAAGUUCUGAUAAUAAAAUGAUUCUGGGUCAACGUUG
This is a messenger RNA of Limanda limanda (common dab), 2811 nucleotides long. It is a transcript of the gene tmem209, whose product is annotated as transmembrane protein 209. Bases 82 to 1758 code for a protein of 558 amino acids. The record is from RefSeq and is a predicted model, not a curated record. NCBI's taxonomy places the organism in Eukaryota, Metazoa, Chordata, Actinopteri, Pleuronectiformes, Pleuronectidae. The transcript is spliced from 15 exons. Gene Ontology annotation, cellular component: membrane.